Caenorhabditis sp. 36 PRJEB53466 is the source of this 302-nucleotide messenger RNA. NCBI's taxonomy places the organism in Eukaryota, Metazoa, Nematoda, Chromadorea, Rhabditida, Rhabditidae. The record is from the annotation of a GenBank genome assembly.
AUGAACAAGCUCCUGCUCAUCUUCGUGAUCGCCGUCAUUACCAUGGCUACUGCUCAAUGGGGCGGUGGUGGCCCAUACGGAGGAGGACCAUACGGAGGAGGACCAUACGGAGGAGGAGCAUACGGAGGACGUGGAUACGGAGGAUACGGACCGUACGGACGUGGAGGAUACGGAGGCGGAUACGGACGCGGAGGAUACGGAUACGGACCUCGUGAGUCCCUCUGAUCCCUCUCAAUUCUGAAUAACCAUUCAUUUCAGGCUACGGAUACGGCCCAGGACUUCUCGGAGCCCUCGUCGGAUAA